AUGCCUAUAAUCGUUCUCUCCAUAGGUCAAGAUUCUAGAACUCCUGCUGAAGCCGUAAAUUGGUGGUACGCGGAAGUAUCCAAAUACAACUACAAUGCAAACAGUUGUUCUGGAGUAUGUGGCCAUUACACACAGGUUGUCUGGGCAAACUCUGAGUAUCUUGGAUGUGCGAAGCAAAGAUGUAGCAACUUUUACAUUUAUGUCUGCAACUAUGGGCCAGGAGGUAACAUUUCAGGACGGAGGCCAUACAGCCAGGGAAGACGCUGUAGUCGAUGUCCAAGUGGGUACCGGUGUUACAACCGAUUGUGUGUCAAAUAA
Molecule: messenger RNA, 318 nt
Organism: Saccostrea echinata
Lineage: Eukaryota; Metazoa; Mollusca; Bivalvia; Ostreida; Ostreidae
Product: GLIPR1-like protein 1
Exons: 4
Coding region: 1-318 (105 amino acids)
Cellular component (GO): extracellular region
Source: RefSeq, a predicted model, not a curated record